AUGAAAUUAUACAGCCUAACAGCAGCUCUUCUUGCUGCAGCUACGUCUGUUUUUGCAGCUUCUUCUGCACUAGUAGAAUCCCCCAGCACCACUGUGCCAGCUACACCAAUUGCUUCAGCAUCCUCAAGUCCCUGCCCGGGGCUUAAUGCAGUCUUCUACCCUUACACUUACCUCGAUGCCUGGACCCUGAGGGAUAUAGAGUUUAUGACUGGGGGCUACAGAAGCGAACCCAGUAUUGCCGAGGCCAAGAACGUGGUAGACUUUUUAAUGGUUUUGAUUCAAGAAACGAGCCCGGUCGCAAAAAAUAUUAUUUAUGGACAGUCCGUGAAUCAAAACUUUCUUGUGGAACUCACUGGAUAUUUCAAAGCACCAAAAACCGGUGAAUAUACAUUCACUGUGAUUAAUGUUGAUGAUGCCGUGCUUAUGAAAUUGGGUUUUUUCGAACCUUUCCUUUAUGCUCAUUAUAACUACCAAACCGAUCUCGAAAGUGCAAAAAUUACUCUUCAAAAGGAUAUAUACUACCCAGUUAAAUUCGUGUAUGUAAACGCAAGAGCUGAUAUAUACUUUCAGGUCACAGCAACGGUUGACUCCGAGGAUAUUGACAUCACUAAAUACAUGGUAAACUUUGAGGAUGGCUGCCAUUCACACACAUCAAGUUAUAUUCACCCUUCGAGCACACCUGCUGCUUCUAGUUCGAUUGUGACUCCAUCAGCAACAGCAAGUCCGUGCGACAAUGUACCAGCUUCUAUGAGCACUGGUCUUAACGCGGAUAUCUACUCUUAUGAAUAUGGUGACGAUGAUUCUUAUAAGAGUCUUGAAUUUAUGUCAGGAGGCUACAAAAGUGGAACCGUAGUUGCCCUGACCAAGAACGUGGUCAACUAUGUUAUUAAUUUAUAUAUAGAAGACGAAGACCCCCUGCAAAUUAUUAGCGUUUAUGGACAUCCUAUGCAUCCAAAUUUCCUUGUGGAGCUCACUGGAUACUUCCGAGCCCCUAAAACCACCGAAUAUUUUUUUGAAGCAUAUGUUAACAAUGCUGUGCUUGUACAAUUAGGUACUAAUCAAGCCUUCACUUGUUGCGAGUCAAACUUGGUUAGCGCACCAUCCAGUAAGUUGAUCUUUGCCGAAACCAGUGAAGUGGGCUAUGCCGAAGAUACAAAUUCUGUUCACCUCGUAGAAGGAAUGUACUACCCAAUCCGAAUCGUAUUUGCCAACGCGAAGGGAACGAUAUCAUUUGAAGUCGAUGUACAUGAUGAAACAGGAUUUAUCGAUAUAACUCCUUACUUCUACAAUUUUGAGGAUAUCCCAGGGGGAUGCCCUGUAGUAUCAUCAAGUUCUAUUCCACCCCCACAUCCGACUACUGUUACCACUUCAUGGACCGGAACGUACACUUCGACUAGAACCCUCACUCCAUCAGACUCUGACGGUACUACAACCAUCGAGAUCUACACUCCUACCCACGAAUCGAUUAUCACCACCUCGUGGACUGGAACUUACACCUCGACUAGAACCCUCACUCCAUCAGACUCUGACGGUACUACAACCAUCGAGAUCUACACUCCAACACACGAAUCGAUUAUCACCACUUCAUGGACCGGAACUUACACCUCGACUAGAACCCUCACUCCAUCAGACUCUGACGGUACUACCACUAUUGAGAUCUACACUCCAACACACGAAUCGAUUAUCACCACUUCAUGGACCGGGACUUACACCUCGACCAGAACCCUCACUCCAUCAGACUCUGACGGUACUACCACUAUUGAGAUCUACACUCCAACACACGAAUCGAUUAUCACCACUUCAUGGACCGGGACUUACACCUCGACCAGAACCCUCACUCCAUCAGACUCUGACGGUACUACCACUAUUGAGAUCUACACUCCUACCCACGAAUCGAUUAUCACCACCUCGUGGACUGGAACUUACACCUCGACUAGAACCCUCACUCCAUCAGACUCUGACGGUACUACCACUAUUGAGAUCUACACUCCAACACACGAAUCGAUUAUCACCACCUCGUGGACUGGAACUUACACCUCGACUAGAACCCUCACUCCAUCUGAUUCCGACGGUACUACCACUAUUGAGAUCUACACUCCUACCCACGAAUCGAUUAUCACCACCUCGUGGACUGGAACUUACACCUCGACUAGAACCCUCACUCCAUCAGACUCUGACGGUACUACAACCAUCGAGAUCUACACUCCAACACACGAAUCGAUUAUCACCACCUCGUGGACUGGAACUUACACCUCGACUAGAACCCUCACUCCAUCAGACUCUGACGGUACUACAACCAUCGAGAUCUACACUCCAACACACGAAUCGAUUAUCACCACCUCGUGGACUGGAACUUACACCUCGACUAGAACCCUCACUCCAUCUGAUUCCGACGGUACUACCACUAUUGAGAUCUACACUCCUACCCACGAAUCGAUUAUCACCACUUCAUGGACCGGAACUUACACCUCGACUAGAACCCUCACCCCAUCAGACUCUGACGGUACUACCACUAUUGAGAUCUACACUCCAACACACGAAUCGAUUAUCACCACUUCAUGGACCGGAACGUACACUUCGACUAGAACCCUCACUCCAUCAGACUCUGACGGUACUACAACCAUCGAGAUCUACACUCCUACCCACGAAUCGAUUAUCACCACCUCGUGGACUGGAACUUACACCUCGACUAGAACCCUCACCCCAUCAGACUCUGACGGCACUACCACUAUUGAGAUCUACACUCCAACACACGAAUCGAUUAUCACCACUUCAUGGACCGGGACUUACACCUCGACCAGAACCCUCACUCCAUCAGACUCUGACGGUACUACCACUAUUGAGAUCUACACUCCAACACACGAAUCGAUUAUCACCACCUCGUGGACUGGAACUUACACCUCGACUAGAACCCUCACUCCAUCUGAUUCCGACGGUACUACCACUAUUGAGAUCUACACUCCUACCCACGAAUCGAUUAUCACCACCUCGUGGACUGGAACUUACACCUCGACUAGAACCCUCACUCCAUCAGACUCUGACGGUACUACAACCAUCGAGAUCUACACUCCAACACACGAAUCGAUUAUCACCACCUCGUGGACUGGAACUUACACCUCGACUAGAACCCUCACUCCAUCUGAUUCCGACGGUACUACCACUAUUGAGAUCUACACUCCUACCCACGAAUCGAUUAUCACCACCUCGUGGACUGGAACUUACACCUCGACUAGAACCCUCACUCCAUCUGAUUCCGACGGUACUACCACUAUUGAGAUCUACACUCCUACCCACGAAUCGAUUAUCACCACUUCAUGGACCGGAACUUACACCUCGACUAGAACCCUCACCCCAUCAGACUCUGACGGUACUACCACUAUUGAGAUCUACACUCCAACACACGAAUCGAUUAUCACCACUUCAUGGACCGGAACGUACACUUCGACUAGAACCCUCACUCCAUCAGACUCUGACGGUACUACAACCAUCGAGAUCUACACUCCUACCCACGAAUCGAUUAUCACCACCUCGUGGACUGGAACUUACACCUCGACUAGAACCCUCACUCCAUCAGACUCUGACGGUACUACAACCAUCGAGAUCUACACUCCAACACACGAAUCGAUUAUCACCACCUCGUGGACUGGAACUUACACCUCGACUAGAACCCUCACUCCAUCAGACUCUGACGGUACUACAACCAUCGAGAUCUACACUCCAACACACGAAUCGAUUAUCACCACCUCGUGGACUGGAACUUACACCUCGACUAGAACCCUCACUCCAUCUGAUUCCGACGGUACUACCACUAUUGAGAUCUACACUCCUACCCACGAAUCGAUUAUCACCACCUCGUGGACUGGAACUUACACCUCGACCAGAACCCUCACCCCAUCAGACUCUGACGGUACUACCACUAUUGAGAUCUACACUCCUACCCACGAAUCGAUUAUCACCACCUCGUGGACUGGAACUUACACCUCGACUAGAACCCUCACCCCAUCAGACUCUGACGGCACUACCACUAUUGAGAUCUACACUCCAACACACGAAUCGAUUAUCACCACCUCGUGGACUGGAACUUACACCUCGACUAGAACCCUCACUCCAUCAGACUCUGACGGUACUACAACCAUCGAGAUCUACACUCCAACACACGAAUCGAUUAUCACCACUUCAUGGACUGGAACUUACACCUCGACUAGAACCCUCACUCCAUCAGACUCUGACGGUACUACAACCAUCGAGAUCUACACUCCAACACACGAAUCGAUUAUCACCACUUCAUGGACCGGGACUUACACCUCGACCAGAACCCUCACUCCAUCAGACUCUGACGGUACUACCACUAUUGAGAUCUACACUCCUACCCACGAAUCGAUUAUCACCACCUCGUGGACUGGAACUUACACCUCGACUAGAACCCUCACUCCAUCAGACUCUGACGGUACUACAACCAUCGAGAUCUACACUCCAACACACGAAUCGAUUAUCACCACUUCAUGGACCGGAACUUACACCUCGACUAGAACCCUCACCCAAUCAGACUCUGACGGUACUACCACUAUUGAGAUCUACACUCCAACACACGAAUCGAUUAUCACCACCUCGUGGACUGGAACUUACACCUCGACUAGAACCCUCACUCCAUCUGAUUCCGACGGUACUACAACCAUCGAGAUCUACACUCCAACACACGAAUCGAUUAUCACCACUUCAUGGACCGGAACUUACACCUCGACUAGAACCCUCACUCCAUCUGAUUCCGACGGUACUACCACUAUUGAGAUCUACACUCCAACACACGAAUCGAUUAUCACCACCUCGUGGACUGGAACUUACACCUCGACUAGAACCCUCACUCCAUCUGAUUCCGACGGUACUACAACCAUCGAGAUCUACACUCCAACACACGAAUCGAUUAUCACCACUUCAUGGACCGGGACUUACACCUCGACUAGAACCCUCACUCCAUCAGACUCUGACGGUACUACCACUAUUGAGAUCUACACUCCUACCCACGAAUCGAUUAUCACCACCUCGUGGACUGGAACUUACACCUCGACUAGAACCCUCACUCCAUCAGACUCUGACGGUACUACAACCAUCGAGAUCUACACUCCAACACACGAAUCGAUUAUCACCACCUCGUGGACUGGAACUUACACCUCGACCAGAACCCUCACCCCAUCAGACUCUGACGGUACUACCACUAUUGAGAUCUACACUCCAACACACGAAUCGAUUAUCACCACUUCAUGGACCGGAACUUACACCUCGACUAGAACCCUCACUCCAUCUGAUUCCGACGGUACUACAACCAUCGAGAUCUACACUCCUACCCACGAAUCGAUUAUCACCACCUCGUGGACUGGAACUUACACCUCGACUAGAACCCUCACUCCAUCUGAUUCCGACGGUACUACAACCAUCGAGAUCUACACUCCUAACCACGAAUCGAGUCAUUCGUUUUCCAGUGUUCCAUCAUCUGCAGAAUCAUCGGAAGUAUCUUCAACAGUUGAAUCAUCUGCAGAAUCAUCGGAAGUAUCCUCAACAGUUGAGUCAUCUGCCGUUGAAUCCUCAUCUGUGGUCCCAUCAUCUGCAGAAUCAUCCGAUGUAUCCUCCACAGUUGAGUCGUCUGCCGUUGAAUCCUCAUCUGUGGUCCCAUCAUCUGCAGAAUCAUCGGAAGUAUCUUCAACAGUUGAAUCGUCUGCCGUUGAAUCCUCAUCUGUGGUCCCAUCAUCUGCUGAAUCAUCUGAAGUAUCUUCAACAGUUGAAUCAUCUGCAGAAUCAUCGGAAGUAUACUCAACAGUUGAGUCGUCUGCCGAUGAAUCCUCAUCUGUGGUCCCAUCAUCUGCAGAAUCAUCUGAAGUAUCUUCAACAGUUGAAUCAUCUGCCCUUGAAUCCUCAUCUGUGGUCCCAUCAUCUGCUGAAUCAUCUGAAGUAUCUUCAACAGUUGAAUCAUCUGCAGAAUCAUCGGAAGUAUACUCAACAGUUGAGUCGUCUGCCGUUGAAUCUUCAUCUGUUGUCCCAUCAUCUGCAGAAUCAUCUGAAGUAUACUCAACAGUUGAGUCGUCUGCCGUUGAAUCUUCAUCUGUUGUCCCAUCAUCUGCAGAAUCAUCUGAAGUAUCUUCAACAGUUGAAUCGUCUGCCGUUGAAUCCUCAUCUGUGGUCCCAUCAUCUGCAGAAUCAUCUGAAGUAUCUUCAACAGUUGAAUCAUCUGCCCUUGAAUCCUCAUCUGUGGUCCCAUCAUCUGCUGAAUCAUCUGAAGUAUCUUCAACAGUUGAAUCAUCUGCAGAAUCAUCGGAAGUAUCCUCAACAGUUGAGUCGUCUGCCGUUGAAUCCUCAUCUGUGGUCCCAUCAUCUGCAGAAUCAUCUGAAGUAUCUUCAACAGUUGAAUCGUCUGCCGUUGAAUCCUCAUCUGUGGUCCCAUCAUCUGCAGAAUCAUCUGAAGUAUCUUCAACAGUUGAAUCGUCUGCCGUUGAAUCCUCAUCUGUGGUCCCAUCAUCUGCAGAAUCAUCUGAAGUAUCUUCAACAGUUGAAUCGUCUGCCGUUGAAUCCUCAUCUGUGGUCCCAUCAUCUGCAGAAUCAUCGGAAGUAUCUUCAACAGUUGAAUGGUCUGUCGUUGUAUCUUCAACCAUGGAGCCGCUGUCAAUUGUAACCGAGAGUUCAGUGUCAUCAUCAAUAGAGUCUAGUUUGGACUUUUCUUCUUUCUCAUGGAGUAACUCUACUUACUCCACUGCGCAAUCGUCUGAGUUGAGCACUGUCCUGUCUUCGAUAUCACCGGUUUCUUCAUCUGCACAACCAUCAUCAACUGUAUCUUCAUUUGCAGAAUCUUCUAAUCUCGAAUCUUCAACCAUCGAAUCGUCAUCGGCUGUUCCAUCUUCUGCUGAAUCAUCUGGUGCUGAAUCUUCAACUGUUGAAUCAUCUGCAGUUCCAUCUUCUGCUGAAUCAUCUGGUGCUGAAUCUUCAACUGUUGAAUCAUCAUCGGCUGUUCCAUCUUCUGCUGAAUCAUCUGGUGUUGAAUCUUCAACUGUUGAAUCAUCUGCAGUUCCAUCUUCUGCUGAAUCAUCUGGUGUUGAAUCUUCAACUGUUGAAUCAUCCGCAGUUCCAUCUUCUGCUGAAUCAUCUGGUCUUGAAUCUUCUACCAUGGAGUCGUCAACCGUCAUUACGGCUGAUUCAUCGUCUCUACCCGGUUCAUCUUCGUCAUCAUUCAUUUUACCCUCAGGAUGUACUUUCUUAAAGAAACGUGAUGGUACCAUGGAGUACGGAUGCCCAUCGUCGGCGACAGAAUCUAGUGAUACAAUGAUAUCUUCAACAACACCUCCGGCAUCUUCGUUUGUUUUACCCUCUGGUUGCUCAUUCGUAAAUUCGGAUGAUAGUUCAAUGAUAUUUGAAUGCGCUACAGCUUCAUCUACUCCUACACCUAAGAGUAGCUCAGCUGAUGUUAUUACAGUUUCAUCAUCUAUUUCGUCAAAUACUGAUAGUGGCAUUCCAUGCGAAACAUGUUCUCUAACAUCACUCAGAACUUCUACUGCUACUGUGACAGAUCAAACGACCACAGUGAUAACAGUUACAUCUUGUGAUGAUCAUAGUUGUUCUGAGGUACCUGUAACUACUGGCCAAACAAUUGUUACAGUAACCGUUAAUGAUUCCGUCACUUCAUACACAACGUAUUGUCCGAUCUCAUCGAAAACUGGUUCCAAUCAUGAUACUACUUCAACUAAACAAUUGACUACAGUUGUGACAGUGACAUCUUGUGAUGAUCAAAAAUGCAAUGAAGUUCCUGUAACUACGGGCCUCACAAUAGUUACUGUAACAGUUGAUGAUAUUGUAACUUCUUAUACAACCUUCUGUCCUCUUUCUGAUCAUAAAUCCAAUCCACUGACUACUGCUUUGCCUGAUACGGAUUUACCUCCAAAUGGUAUCCCCGUGGAAAAUCCUUCACUGUCUAGACAAAUAGAGGACCAACCAGACAAUGCCAAUCUGAAUACUACCUGCUCCGAAGGCAAGUGCAGUGUUGUUGAUAACUCAAAUACCCAGCUUGUUUCGCCUUCUUCCACAUCUAACGCCACUGGUUUGUCUUUAGCCGGAGAUUCUGCAGCACAACUUACAACCCCUACAUCGGUACAUGACGCUGGUUCAUCACCUACUACGAUAUCCAAGCCAGCGCCUUCCAGCAUUGUGACUGGUGGCUCAGUGACAACUGUUUUAUCUCUUUCAACAGUAUUGGCAGCAUUUCUUUCUAUUAUGUUGAUUUAA
Messenger RNA from [Candida] anglica, 8262 nucleotides. Lineage: Eukaryota; Fungi; Ascomycota; Pichiomycetes; Serinales; Debaryomycetaceae. The record is from the annotation of a GenBank genome assembly.